GCAGGCGUCAUGGAUCAACUUUCGUCACAGCGGCGUUUGCUUAUUGGUUUCAGGCUUUUAAGCGUUUUCAGUUGUCAGUUUCUCCUAUCCGUCAACAGAGGUCGUAUUCCAAAAAGUUGUUUUCCUUUUACUCGUAGAUCUGCAUCAAACAGAUACCCAUAAUGGACUUUUUAAAGAAAGCGUCUGCACUUGUUGGUGGAGAUGAGAACCCUCAGACCGAGGAAGGUCAAGACCGUGGCUUGCCCUUCAAGCUGCCAGGUUUCGUUGUCAACGCUAUCGAUCAAUACCUUGAUGGUCUCAAGCCAGAACUUUCGCCUCUCAUAUCCCGCGAAAUCGGGAAUUUUCAAGAAAGUACCUUAUCAAGUCUUGAAAUCCGGGUGAAAGAAAUUGUGCACCAGAUCUGUCAUGGGGAUUUCUCUGCUUUGAACGGAAGCGGUGGAAGUGCUGGGACGAAUGUGCCCACAAGUGGCGGAUACGGUGCUCCGUCUUCUGAUGGGAAUGGUGCUGCAUUGAUGCAAGCUACCGGUGGCUACGGCUAUGGCGCACCUCAAGCGGCCGUAUCGAAUGGCAGUUAUAUGAGCGAAAUGUCACGAUCGAUUGAUACCCCAGUUGCGACUACUGAUCGCGGCAUUAUCCAAGACGCCCUGAACGCUGCUCAAUCCUUUGCAACCACCGCGUCAAGCACCAUCUUCAACCCUGAAGAAAAAGCUCGGGAACUCAUUCCCCCACUCCGAGAGCAAGUUUCCCGCCUUCUCGCUGACAAGCAUCAAGAUCUUGCUGAUCGCUUCUCCGAGGAGGCUAUCAAGCAAAUCAAGAUUUAUCUCCACGGCAACAUUUCACCCAGAGAGAUCGGGUCAGGCGCCGUUGAUGAUGCGGUGGAUCUAGUAUCUGGAUUCUUUGGAGGGAACAAGCAACAGGAAACGGAUCGGGCCAUUCCAGGCAUGAGCAACCUGAAAGCACUGUUUUCCCGGAAACUAUCUGAGGGGAUGGUCAUUAUUCGGGGUCAAGUUAGUACGACAAUGCACCGUGAACUGACGACAAUUGAAGCCAACAUUUUCACGGAUCUUCCCUCCCACAUCCGUGGACCGCUUGAAUUUGUCUUUGGAGGGAAUCCUUUCCAAAACCAGGACCGUGGUCUUGUCAGUGAUGUUGCCGAUAAAUUCAAGAGUGUUGUCCGGGGGUUACAGGAGGGCAUUCAAGAGCGGGCGAGAGGUGUCGUCAUUGAAGGUCAUCGGGAGUUGGAAGGCAAAGCUGUGGACAGGGUGCAGGACGUUGUGGUUGAGAGGGUCAGGAAGUAUGUGCCCGAUAUUCAGAUAUGAGGACAUCUUGGCGUUGAGCUGUCGUUAUUUGGAUGCAUUGGCGCUACCAUAUUUCAUUGGCAAAUAUACCACACGUGUACAAAUCCAAAUAUGCUAAAAAUGCAGCAUGAGGCUCUCAAACGAGUCCUGCCAACCCUGUAUUCACUAUUUUUCAAUGAAUAAAUACUAUCAAUUCCCU
Messenger RNA from Spizellomyces punctatus DAOM BR117, 1497 nucleotides. RefSeq lists its product as uncharacterized. Bases 162 to 1319 code for a protein of 385 amino acids. Lineage: Eukaryota; Fungi; Chytridiomycota; Chytridiomycetes; Spizellomycetales; Spizellomycetaceae. The transcript is spliced from 3 exons. The record is from RefSeq and is a predicted model, not a curated record.